Chlamydomonas reinhardtii is the source of this 5630-nucleotide messenger RNA. RefSeq lists its product as uncharacterized. The record is from RefSeq and is a predicted model, not a curated record. Bases 201 to 4727 code for a protein of 1508 amino acids. NCBI's taxonomy places the organism in Eukaryota, Viridiplantae, Chlorophyta, Chlorophyceae, Chlamydomonadales, Chlamydomonadaceae. The transcript is spliced from 5 exons.
CUCCCUUGGUGAAGCCCAAGUGUGUUGCAAUUCGCACAUAGUACCAAGCGUGUUCAUCAAGCGGUAUUACCGGUAUAAGAGGAAGCAGGCGAGACGCCCUUUGGCCUGCCGAGCACUAGCGCGGCACCAACUUCGGGCCCAAGCGGCUGCGAGCCCAUGUUACGAGGCGAGUAGCUACAGGCUCGCACAGCCGACUUGCAAUGGAAGUCGCGGCGGCAGGACCAAGUUCGGGUCGGUGGCAUAUUCCGACCGACCCACCAGCGCAGGGCGCGCCCUCGGCGCCCUCGCGGCAAGGCUGGGAGCGGCCUGCCGAGCUGGUACACGGCGCGCUGCCGCCUCAGGCUGCUGCGGAAUGCGAUGCGGACCAACAGCGGCCGCUGCAGCAGCAGCCGCUGACUUUUAGCCGCUGGUUCGCGCGGCGAACGCGCAGAGCGGACAUCGCGAUAAUCACAGUCGAGGCCCUGUUUAUGAGCUGGCUCCACGCCGCUCGCCUCGGCGGGGCGCUUUACUGCGGCGAGGGCGCGGCCGCGGCCAGCAGCAGCGCCGGCAGCGCCUACCCGUGCGGCGGCGGGCUGUGGUCCAAGCUGCUGUGGUCGCUGAGCUCGGGCGCGGUGCUGGACCCAGUGCUGCGGCUGCGGAUGUGGGACUAUGGCGGACUGCUCUACACCUGGACCCAUCUGGCGGUGGUGCUGAUUGCGCUGCUGGCCCCCGCGCUGUACGAGCGCUGCCGACACGCGCUGAUGGCCGGCGUGGGUGUCGCCAUGCUGCUAGGCGUGCACUGGUCGCUGUGGGCCGCGCCGUCUGCGGCCUUGACGGCAGCGGCCUACUACGCAGCCGGGCGCCGACGCAUGGGGGCUGUGUACAUGGGCUGGAAGAGUGCCACCGUGUUUCGGGUGCCCGCCUCCGCUCAGCUGGUCACGGGGCCGCUGCUGUGGCUGCUGAUGGCGGCCGCACUGCCGAUGACCGACCGCCGCAUGCCGCCGCCCGGCAGUGACGCAGGCGGCGGCACAGACAUCCUGAGGCUUGCGGUCCAGUCGCUGCUUUCAUUUGUGGUCAUCGCCGUUCUGCCCUACGUCCUCUGCCGCGUCCGGGAGGCGCGGGUGCUGCGGCCCGCUUACCGCGAGUACUUGCGCAGCUGUGCGCGUGCUACUGCCGGCGGAGGCGGCGAGGGUGGCGGCGCAGCGAAUGACCCCAGUUUCCGAUCGUGUGUGGAAAGCCAGGUUGCUGGCGAGGAGGUUAGCGGCAGCGGACGGUCGAGCCCCACCUGCGCGACGGGCGGGGCAGCAGGCGGCGAGUGCAUGAGCAGCAGCCGCGCAACUUCGCCCUCGCCCUCCGCCUACACCUCAGCCUCAGCCUCAGCCUCAGGAGACUCGCUCGGCCAGUUCGUUGCUGCCACCGCCGCAUGCCGCGCUCCAACGCCCGCCCUCGAUGGGCUCAGCCGCUGGGCCGGUCACCGCAGCAUCCUCGACCUGCCCAGGCGGCUGCCUCUUCCCGGCAGUCCUUUGGCAGUGCCGUCUGGCUUGCAGCCAGCAGGGGCUUGCGCCCCGGUCCCGACAGCACACGCUUCCGCGGACGCCCCCCGUUCAGUGCUGUACCGGUCCCACACCAUGGCUAACGGGCUUCUGAGCCGCAGUCGCAGCGCCCUGGUAAGCAUCAAGGUGCCCAUUCGGCACCGCGGCUCUGGCUCCGGCUCCAGCAGCCUUGCCAGGAGUGCCGUUGAGAGCAGCUCUAGGGAUUUGCUGUCAUUCGAGCAGGCGUCAGCCCUUGUGCUGCGCUGCACAGAAGCCGCUCUUAACACACACAAUGCUACACAAGCUCAGCGGCGGCUGCAGGCAGCGGCGCCUGCGGCCGUGCCGCUGCGCUGCCUGUCGGCGGUGUGUGUGGAGGGCUGCGUGCAGCUGCUGAUGGUGGUGCACUUCGUGACGGCGGGGGCGGAAGAGGAAGGGCCUGGUGGGCAGUCUGUGGGGCAGGAGGCUCAAGGCGGGGGUUCCUCCCUACACCGGUCUGUUCACCACGUGCGGCUUCAGCCAGAGCAGCUGUCCGGCGCAGCCGCGGCUGGUCAGGUGCGCAAGGCUGCAGCCGGCGCAUCGGCUGCGGUGACGGCAGAGGGGGGCGCCGGCGAUGAGGAGCGGGCGAUGGCUGCGGCCGCAGCUGCAGCCGUGCAACAGCUGCUGGCGCACAUCGAGGCGAAGGUGGAGCAGAUGCCAGCAGCUACCGGCGUCUCCGCCGCCAGCGCCAGUAAUGGCCCUUCCGUCACGGCUGCCUCAACCGCCGCGCCAGCCUUCUGCUGGCCGCCCGCGCUGCCGCUGUUGACAGCUGCACCCGGCGAUGCGGCAGCAGGUGCUGAGGUGGGCGGGGCAGCUGGUGAGGGUGACGAGGCGGUGGUGGUGCUGCUGCAGCUGCCGGCGGGCUCGGCUCGUGGCCUGCGCUCUGUGCGCUGCGUGCUAGCUGGACCAGCAGCGGUACCGGCAGCACCGGAGCCCGGAGGAGACGGCGCAGGCGCGGCGGCGGCUGUAGCCUACAUGGAUGUGGAGCUGCCGCUGCGGCUGCUGCAACAGCCACUGGCGGGCGGCGAUUCAGGCGGCGUGGAGAAAUCUACUGUGUCGGCUUACGUCAGGCUGCCCGUGCCUCCGCGUGCACGCAUGGGGGCCGGCGGGCUGCGCAUGCUGCACGUGCUGCCACCCUUAGGACAUGACGAUGCACCAUCGGCCGAGGAGAAUCACUUUGCUGACGUCACCACCACCACCAUUCGACCAACAUGGCUGGCAGCAGAGCAUGGGGCCGAGGGCACGACCGCAUUCCCGGCGGCCUCCUCCCUGGCCUCCUCCGCCUGCGGCACUGCAGCAGACGCCUUUGCACGCGCGUCAACCUCUACAAACGACUACUCCGCUUUUAAUUUCUCGGCCGCCUUCUCCUCAUCUGCUAACGCGGCCGGCACCUCCAGUGCCCGCAGUAGCAUGAGUGGCGGCCCCGACAGCACCGCACCACUCGCGGUCGUGCCGCUGCUGGUGGUGGGGUCUGAGGCGGCGGCGGAGCUGCAGCAGCUGCAUGGGCAGGUGCUGGGAGCCGCGGCAGUGACACAGCUGCAUCAGCUGACCACCACGGCUGUAGCAGGCGCGGCUGUGGAGGCUGAGGGAGGCAGCAGCCACAGCGCUGGAGAGGGGCUGUCGGGUGCUGCCGCGGCGCUGCAGCACAGCGGCCUGACCAGUCUGGUCCUGGAUUUUGGGGCGCUGCUGCAGCUGCCUCAGAGCUUUGCCGCCAGUGGCGCUGACGCCGAUGAGGCUGCCAUCACGGAAUUAGCGGCGAUGGCGUUUGGUGACCUGUUGCGCUUCCUGGCGGCACAGCGCAUGGCGGGCUGCCGGUGUGAAGCGCUGGCGGCGCUGCAGCGGGCAGGCGUGCAACUGCUGCUGCCGGGAGAGGACGCGCAGGAGGAGGGCGGCUCGGAGGCAGCAAUGAGUGGCGGGGUAAACCCUUUGCGGGCGGCGGUUGCGAACAUGUUGCCGGCUGUUGUAGUAGGCCCACCGCUCAUUACCGCAGUCGCCGCUGCAGUGGAGGGCUCCGGUGCUACGCAAGCCUCGCCGCCUCGGGCUGCCCACAUGUCUGCUGCGGCGGGCACUGUCGCCGUAGCCGCAGCCGCAGCCCGCGGCACAGACACCAACGGAGUCGGCGGCUCCAGCGCUGUGCCCAGUCCAGCCAGCCGCCCCUCACGUUCCGACUCAGGCUGUUGCUCAGGGGCUGCGACGAAGCUGGUCUCUACAGCGACGGCGGCACCAGCUGCGUCAGGAGGCACACCGCAGGAGAGAAAAGCCGCUGCGGUGCCCCUGGCGCUACCCGGCCAGCCUGGCGGCCGCCUGUCAACACAGCUGGUGAUCUGGUGGCUGCGAGUUCUGGCGUUUGGUUUCCCCGGCCCGUCGACCGCCGAUUCCGGCACCCCAGGUCGUCCACAGCAGCAGUCUCCGGGCUGGUCCGCAGCUAGACCGAGCCGGACAGAGGCGGCUUACCAGGAGCACAAGGCCGCGGGCUGUCGCGCCCUGGACCGUAUGGCGCUCGUUAUCGUGACCGUGUUCAGGAUGCUGUCGCUGCUGCGGACAUGCACGGCGACCGCGAGGGGCAGUGCCGCAACGGCGACGCAGCACACGGCAGUAACCGGACCGGCGCAGCCCCCAGCCGCGGGGCUCGAGCUGUGCGCCGCUGCCGGCGGCGGCUGCCCGCGGCCGUACCUGGAAGGCCGCUGCGGCGGCCUGACAGGAAGCCAGCUCGAGGUCAUUGGGCAGUGUCUCUUCCUGGGAGCAGGCAUGCUGGGCAUCGCGCUGGCGGCCUGCACGCGGCUGCACCAGCGGCGGCGCAACACCUUCCUGCUGCUGCGCGCGGGCCUGGACGCCGCGGUACUGCUGGCGAUGACACUGCCGCUACCGCGCUGGCCGGCGCCGCUGCUGGGGCUGCCGGCGUGGUGGUUGGAGAACAACCGGCGGUGCAAGUUUCACUGCCUGGUCUACUGCCUGUUCGAGCCGCUCACACUACAGAUGUCUCCGUACCUGCAAGCACGGCUGGAGCUGAUAAGAUUUGUCCCCGCAACGCUAUACGAAUUCUACAGCUUGGGCUGCCGCUGGCGGCCCGCGCUGGGCUCCGGGCUGGCGCACGCGGCCGCCGCCAUCCUGCUGUCCGCAUUCACGGACGCCUUCAGCCGGGACGCCUACAUGCGCAGGGCCCGCGGCGGCCGGCAAUGAACUCAACAAAGAUCUGUGUCCAAGCACAACAUUUUGGCAGCAGUAAUGUUCUAUGAGCGUGCACUGGCAACCAGCCAGGUGUUGCCAUGCAACCUCCUCCCGCAUCAUCACGGCUGGAGGUGGUCGUGCUUUCUGAUGUAUGACUCCUGCGCGUAGGAGAUGCCAGGGAUCUGCUGGGCUCAGCCUAGCAUCUGUGCAGACGUGCGUGUACAUAGCGGCAUGGGGCAGGCGCUCAUGCAUUCCGACCAAGCAUACGCAACCACGCACGAGUAAGAGCGCAGUUUGGUAGUGUGUCGUCCUGCCACUCCGGAGUUCAUUAACGGAGUUCACAAAUGGAAUUCGUUAAGGAAGCCCUUGCUGGGCGACGACGAAGGGCGCGUUAGGUGCGGGAUUGCAUUGAUAUCACUAUAUCAGGUGCGGUACGUGUUGUGCGGUGUUGUGCCAGAAUCGUCGGCGCAGUCUCAUGUGCACACACGCCGGCGGUCAUGUGCAUGCAACGGAGCGAUGUAGUGCCGCCCAUACCAGCUACCGCGGACUUGAAUGGCCAAAGCAUACGGUUCCGACAGAGACGCAAAUAGCAGAAUUGCGGUGCACUACAUUACAGGCCUGCUGGGGUCCGGGGACUGGGGCCCUGUUCGGCGGCAAGGCGCCUGGCGCAUGUCGCGUGCGUGUGGCAGCACUUGGCAUGCAGUAGCUGCACGACCUCGCCCAGCAAGGGCAUCGUCACUGAACUCCGGAGUGGCAGGAAUUGCGCAUCAAUCGGUGGUGCGGGUCUCAGAGAGUGGAGCUGUCUGAGCGCAUAAGUGAUCGCCCCUGGUGCCGCAGUUUGGCGGCGGAGCGUGGGGUCUACUGGGGACGAGCAUGGCGGUCGCAUGGGGCGCGCCAACCGUCUGGUCGUUGCCA